Malus domestica (apple) is the source of this 477-nucleotide messenger RNA. RefSeq names its product GCN5-related N-acetyltransferase 3, chloroplastic-like. The record is from RefSeq and is a predicted model, not a curated record. NCBI's taxonomy places the organism in Eukaryota, Viridiplantae, Streptophyta, Magnoliopsida, Rosales, Rosaceae.
AUGGAGGUCAGUGCAGUGGUGGCUACGGCGGUUACCGCCAUGUCCGUCAAGAGCAUGGAGUUGAAAUGGGUGAGCAGUAGAGGCAAAACCCAGAUGGAAAAAACCAUAAAAACGCCAUCAAAGUCCAAAUCGCCAUUUCCCCUGCAAGCCAUGGUCCCAAUUUUCAUAUCCACAAACCCAUCUCACGUACACCCAUCCGACCUUCGAGACCUCUUCACCACCUACAACCUCUCACCUCACCGGUUCCCCAAUUACGCUGACGAUGGCGGCGUUGAAGCCGUUAACUUGCACAAGUUGUGCAUUGCUCUCUCCCAAAGCUCAGUCCUAGUCUCGGUCUUCUGCAAGCCAAGUGAUUUAAUUGGUGAUUCAUCAUCGUUAUCGUCUUUCAUCGAAACACAGCAGCAAAAGAGAAGGAAGAAGAAGAAGACAAUUGGUUUUGGGGAGUUGCUUCAGAAUGUCGUCGUUGCGCCAGGAUGA